CGUUUCUGUUUCUGUACAAAAAAAAAAUAAAUUUAAUGUAACACUUUUUCCAAUAUCACUAACAUGUUGCACACUAAACAAUCAGGACCAGAAACCAGUGGAAAUAGUUUGUUUGUUCUCCUAAAAACAUUUUCAGAAUUAAAAUGGAAAUAUUUUCAUUGGUGUUCAUCGAAUGCCAUCCCCAUUUAUAUCAUUAUGGAUAUAGAUUUAUACAUGGUUAUGGACCUCAAUAUUAUGGAGGCGCUUGUUUGCACCACGGCACGAGACUGGGCUAUAGUACUGCACGGCACCACUAUGGAGAUUUUUAUUGAUAAACAAACACUAUACAGUAAUUUUAAACAGCAGCAAUUAAAUGUAUUGGAUUGCAUUCCGGGUAGGUAUAGUAAAAAAAGUCACCAAAAUUAUAAAAAUGCUUAAAUAGACAUCUAUGCUAAUGUUUUGAAAUGGUGGUUUAUUUUUAUUUUUAUUAUGACAAAAUAAAUAGAAAUUGGGACUCUGUU
Molecule: messenger RNA, 500 nt
Organism: Eupeodes corollae
Lineage: Eukaryota; Metazoa; Arthropoda; Insecta; Diptera; Syrphidae
Exons: 3
Coding region: 64-417 (117 amino acids)
Source: RefSeq, a predicted model, not a curated record